This is a messenger RNA of Aspergillus udagawae, 363 nucleotides long. Its product is annotated as serine palmitoyltransferase small subunit family protein. The record is from RefSeq and is a predicted model, not a curated record. The transcript is spliced from 2 exons. Bases 1 to 363 code for a protein of 120 amino acids. NCBI's taxonomy places the organism in Eukaryota, Fungi, Ascomycota, Eurotiomycetes, Eurotiales, Aspergillaceae.
AUGGCUCCUCUUCUCUGGAUAACAACUGCCUUGGUUCGGUGGUUUCGCUUGAAGGUCUAUCAAUAUGAGGUGACUUUCGCCAUAUAUAUGCUCACCCCUACCGAAAAAUUCAUCUUUAACUCACUACUCCUUACCCUCAUCACUAUGAUCAUCACCGGCGUCUACGUCUACCUUCCCGACCAUAUCAGAUCCAUCUACGGCCAUCUCUAUUACUACUGGGCGGGUGAACGCCCGUUCAUCUCUACGGGCCUACCUUCCAUCAGCGCGGUAUUCCGCGAUAAUAGCACCAAGACCCUGGAGAUGGUAUAUGACACGGUCAAAGAUGCCGCCGCAACAGCCACAGCUCCAAUCGCUGAAUUGUGA